Molecule: messenger RNA, 3186 nt
Organism: Onychomys torridus (southern grasshopper mouse)
Lineage: Eukaryota; Metazoa; Chordata; Mammalia; Rodentia; Cricetidae
Gene: Kti12
Product: KTI12 chromatin associated homolog
Exons: 1
Coding region: 695-1750 (351 amino acids)
Source: RefSeq, a predicted model, not a curated record
CUUAAUGCACUUUUAAAAAAUCUUAAAUUCAGAUUUAUUUGGAAAAUCUACAUUGUAUUUGACAACCCUAUCCAAGAUAAAAAUUCCCAUUAGUCUUUCAAGUUAAAAAUUAAAUAUUUUGACCUGAGGAUGUAGCUCAAUGGUAAGAGUGCCUGCAUCAGGCCCUAGACCAGCACCCCUCUCCCAAACAAAUAGAAACAAAUUAAAAUAUCAAUCAGGUCUUCAGUGAGUUUUCUGGGAAGCUCUCCACUUUUGUUCUUCACACUUAUGUACAGAUGUGGACGAUUGAAGUAGUUGUUAUGAGUGUUAUGAGCAAACAUUUACUAAGAGCUACAAGGUGUAAGAGAAGUCCUGAAUAGAGAAGCAUCAUUUGUAAAUUGCUUUCCGUACGCUAAAUCUGGUGCUAGUAAUUUUGUAGACUGCCCAUUAAAUCCUAAUUAAUAAAUAGGCAUUUUCUUUGACGGCAGGGCAAUCAUUCUCCUAGGCCUAUAACAUUUGGUGUAAAUAACUGAUGCCAUUCUAGUCUCCGCGUCUCCUUUCUGAGAAUUUCUGUCCUUGAACUAGUCGGUUUAGCGUACCCGUUUCCAUAGAAACAAAAACUUGUGCCCACGGAGAAAAACAGGACGUCCGGGUUUCACUUCCGGUCCAUACCGGAAGUUGACGCAAGGUCCGCACAUGGGUGGCCCUGGAGAAUAUGCCGCUCGUGGUGUUUUGCGGGCUGCCGUCGACCGGCAAGAGCCAGCGUACGGAAGAGCUACGCCGGGCACUGGUCAGCGAGGGCCACACGGUGUACGUGGUGGACGAUGCUUCGGUGCUGGGCAGUCAGAACGCGACGGUGUACGGCGACUCUGCCCGUGAGAAGACGCUGCGCGCCGCGCUGCGGGCCGCGGUGGAGCGGCGCCUGAGCCGGCAGGACGUGGUCAUCCUGGACUCCAUCAACUACAUCAAGGGCUUCCGCUACGAGCUGUACUGCCUCGCGCGGGCCGCGCGCACGCCGCUCUGCUUAGUUUACUGCAUACGCCCGUUCUGGCCGAGCCGUAGACCUCAGGGGGCUGACCUCGCGGAUGAACGCGGUCCGGCUGUCAGUGUGAGCUGGAGGUCGCGCGCCGAGGAGGGUGAGAAACCUCCGGUGCCCGGCGCUGCCGGGGAACAGCGCGCCGCCAGCCCGGUAGCAAAUGGGGAAGUCCUGCCCGCUGUCCCCAGGGAAGUGGAUCCAGAGGACAUCCCGCCAUCAAACCUUCCGGCCGCAGUCACUCCGGAGUCGGAGCAGUCUGCAGAGCCUGCGUCCAGUGCCUUUCCUCCCGAACUUGUGGAGUCCUUAGCGCAGCGCUUUGAGUCUCCCGACUCUCGGAACCGCUGGGAUCGACCUUUGUUCACCGUGGUGGGUUUAGAAGAGCCCUUGCCGCUGCCUGAGAUCCGGGCUGCCCUGUUUGAGAACCGGGCCCCCCCACCCCAUCAGUCUACGCAGUCCCAGCCCCUAGCCUCUGGCAACUUUCUGUACCAGUUGGAUCAGACUACGAGCCAGGUGUUGACUGCUCUGAUGGAAGCACAGAAGAGCGCUGUACCCGGAGACGUGUUAACACUUCCUGGCACCACACAGCACCUCCAGUUUACCCGGCCCUUGACCCUGGCGGAACUGAGUCGCCUCCGUCGCCAGUUUAUUACCUAUACAAAAAUGCAUCCCAACAACGAGAACCUGCCUCAACUGGCCAACAUGUUUCUUCAGUAUCUGAGCCAAAGUUUGGACUAAUAGCGGUGGUGGGAGGCGGCGAUGGCUCCUGUCUUUAUUCCACUGUACUUUGUCUAGGAAGAAUGGUCUACAGACUGUUAAGUUUGACUCACUCGUUUUCUUGACUGCCUCUGUGCAUGUCACAUCUGAGUGUAUAGCAUAAGCUCAGGCAUAGGUGCUCCAGAAAUCUCAGGUGGGCAGAGUUUUUCUUUGGUUGGGCUCUGUUUGGGGAUACUAACUGCAUCGGGAUGGAAGAGAAUUGUUUUAAAUCAACUGUGAGUAGAAAACGAAGAUGAUACAGUUUUGUAUGGCCCUUCUUUCAUACGACAAGUAUUUUUGAGUACAGUACUUCUUGCUAUCUAUCCUGGAGCUUCGAACACAGGUGCAUCUUUUGUUCUGGGAAACUUAUAUUUGUGUAAGACAACCAUUAGGUAUUUCCUCCAAUAAAAUCUUUUAAAAUUGUCUGUUGGACUCUUAAUUUAAUGUAAUCCCUGCAACCUAGUACUUUAUAUAUACAUGUGUCAUGGCAUGUCUUUAGCUGAUAGUAUUUUUAUAUGAGAGGCUCAGUUGUUUGGCCUAUACGUUGUGGUACCUCCCAUAACGAUUGUGCUUCAUCGUGUAUUUCAAGGCAAACAACAUUGUCAUCUUAAUUUUGUUGGUAACAAAUGGUAAGUACUGGAUCCCCGUUAUCUAUAUGAUUUUUUCAGACUUGUCUUUUGCCUUGAGAAAUUGUUUGUGUGGAAUGCACACAUGCUCAAUAGGAUGAAGGGUAGCCAUCACAGAACCUGUGGAGGAUUAACUAGCUGCUGGGAGAAGGUGCUUUUGGAAGACUGUAGAAAAGUUAGUAUUUGAAAUGCCGCUGUAGAAAAAUGGUCAGCAAAUCUAGAUGGUUUUGGAACACUGGUUUUGGAAUCAGUCUUUUUGUUAGCUUAUAAAUGGCAGAACUUAAAUUGUAUGUGGUCUGUUAGUUAAUCUCUUGAGGGUCUUGUUCUUUCUGGAUGAGACUGGGGAUUGAACCCAGAACCUUGUACAUGCUAGGCAACUGCUCUGUCUACCAUUGAGCAACAUCACAGAUUAAUUUUCUCCUUUCUAUGAGACCAUUAAUAGUAUCCACCCUAGAUGAGUGUGUUGGCAUAUGCUUGUAAUCCUAGCACUCAGGAGGCUGAGGCAGGAGGAUUGCCAUGGGUUUUAGCCCUGUGUAGGUUAUGUAGAGACUGAAUCAAAAGUACAAGGACAGAUGAGAUGGCAGGUCAUGCAAGAGUGUUCGCCUCCAAGUUUAACAGUCCACGUUCAAUACCCAGGACUUACACCGUGAAAGAACACCACUGAUCUCCAGUGUACAUGCUCUCUCCCUUCCUUGCUAGGUCUCCCAGGAGCAUGCAUGGAUGCAUAUACACUCAAAUAAAUAUUAUCCCAGGCGGUGGUGGCAGAUGUGUUUAAUCCCAGCACUCAAGGAG